Cynoglossus semilaevis (tongue sole) is the source of this 1961-nucleotide messenger RNA. Its product is annotated as phosphorylase b kinase gamma catalytic chain, skeletal muscle/heart isoform. The coding region runs from base 703 to 1890 and encodes 395 amino acids. The transcript is spliced from 8 exons. Gene Ontology annotation, biological process: protein phosphorylation; glycogen metabolic process. Lineage: Eukaryota; Metazoa; Chordata; Actinopteri; Pleuronectiformes; Cynoglossidae. The record is from RefSeq and is a predicted model, not a curated record. Gene Ontology annotation, molecular function: calmodulin binding; phosphorylase kinase activity; ATP binding. Gene Ontology annotation, cellular component: phosphorylase kinase complex.
AUGUCUACAACAUACCAUUCAAUAUUUUAUCUCCAUUAACUUGGAACUAGUUGAAGGAUUCUGGUGUUAUGAUGAUACAUUGAGCCACAUGGUGUAGUGUUUGACUUCCUGUUCAGCAUAAUGACAUCUGUGUGGAGUUUGCACAGGUUUACAUUGUGUACUGCAGCCUUUCGUUACUAUCUAGAAACGUGUCCCAGCAAUGAGCUGGUGACCUUUCCAGGGUGUUCCCUGUCUUUGGCUCCAAGUCAGCUGGAUUAGCUUCAGUCUUGAUCUCAAACCUUAACAGGAUAAAUGGUGGUGUACUCACAGGUAAUUACUGUUGUUGUUUUGAUUUGGUAAUUUUUUCUAAUUUCACAGGACAUACAGCAUAACAACAGAUAUUUUACUUAUUUGAAAUAUUACUUUUAUUCUCCUUUGAAUUCUCUGUAAGUUUCCCACAGGCCCCUGAGAAAAUGCUCUGCCAAAUUCUGCUCAUUGUCAUUCCCCACGUUUCUCAGACGGUGGUGCUGUUACGUCAUUGCACUGUGUUAAAGGGACCCCUGCUCUAUAACUGCAACAUGCCUUUGUCAUAAAGGGUUCAGUGUUGAGAAGGGCCUGGGUCUGACUUGUUAUGUAAUUUCAGUCACUUUUCCACAUUCAGGUCACGAGACAUGAACUGACUGAGGUCAGUCAUGCUGAUCUGAUAUUGUUGCUCAAUGCUCAAUGAGAAGGAUGAGGACAGAAAUUGGGCCAAAGGAAUGUGGACCUCUGCAGAUGAGAAGGCAAAUAAGUGUCUGUCUCGUCUUCAGGGGAGUCAGCAGUGUGGUGCGCCGCUGCAUCGACAAACAGACGUCGCAAGAAUAUGCAGUGAAAAUUAUUGACAUCACCCCCUCGGACAAAACGACCCCUCAGGAGAUCGAGGAGAUCAGAGCGGCAACAGUGAAGGAGAUUGACAUCCUGAAGAAAGUCUGCGGACAGGACAACAUCAUCCAGCUUAAAGACUGCUUCGAGUCCAAAGCCUUCUUCUUCUUGGUUUUUGACCUGAUGAAGAAGGGAGAACUCUUCGACUACCUCACAGAGAAAGUUACCCUGAGUGAAAAGGAAACCAGGAAGAUCAUGCGUGCUCUGCUGGAAGUGGUGAAAGUUCUUCAUGCUCAGAACAUAGUCCACCGGGACCUGAAGCCAGAGAACAUUCUUCUAGAUGAUGACACGAACAUCAAACUGACCGACUUUGGCUUUGCAGUGCAAAUGCACCAAGAACAGAAGCUGAAGGAGAUUUGUGGGACACCAGGCUACCUGGCUCCUGAGAUCAUCGAGUGCUCCAUGGAUGCUAAACAUGAAGGAUACGGAACUGCUGUGGACAUAUGGAGUUCGGGGGUGAUCAUGUACACGUUACUCGCUGGCUCCCCGCCCUUCUGGCACAGGAAGCAGAUGCUGAUGCUGCGUAUGAUCUUGGCUGGUACAUAUGACUUCUCAUCUGCAGAGUGGGACGACCGCUCAGACACUGUCAAAGAUUUGAUUUCUCGGAUGUUGGUGGUGGACCCAAAGCAGCGCUGCACAGCUGUUGAUGCCCUCAGUCAUCCAUUCUUUUCACAAUACGUGGUGGAUGAAGUACGACAGUUCAGUCCAUACAGAAGAUUCAAGGUCAUUUGCAUGACAGUACUCGCCACAAUGAGAAUCUACUGCAACUACCGCCGUGCCAAGCCCAUUACCAAGGAGGUAAUCAUGAGUGACCCCUACGCUCUCAAGCCCCUCCGUAAACUCAUCGACGCCUGCGCAUUUAAGAUCUACGGCCACUGGGUCAAAAAGGGCCAGGCUCAAAACAGAGCAGCGCUGUUUGAGAACACUCCCAAAGCCAUCCUGCUCUCCAUAGCUUCAGACGUAGACGAGCCCAUGCGGCACAUCUGGUAACAAGCACCACCUCCUUUUUUGUACUCUUCUCCCUCCCCCAUGUUGUUAUGUCAUAAAAAAUGUUGUAACAU